AUGGUAUUAUUUCGGGGCUGGGGUGAGGGUCCAUGGGACAUCAUCAGCGAUGCUCGACUUCCAAGCCUUUCUUCCAAAAUACACCUGAGCUUUUACGGCGAGCCAAUAAACAUGCGUUUGAGCCAAUUGUCUGGCAACUUCACGCUCGAGUCACCGGCCAUCGGUAAAUUGAAAUGGAAACUCGAUGUGUUAACGGGGAGGAACAUGGAGUUGCAGGAUGCUACUGGUCAAAAGCUGGCCAAACUACGACCAGGAAAAUCGGGCGAAAAGGUCUUGGAAAUCCUCGUCUCUCAUGACAGUCGUUUCCUUGAGUUGGUACUGUUAUCAGGGUGGACUGCCAGGACUAUGAACAAGUCGAUGACAGAGGCCACAGGUGAAAUUCUCGGCGCUGUUGUGGGGGCUUAA
Molecule: messenger RNA, 405 nt
Organism: Penicillium robsamsonii
Lineage: Eukaryota; Fungi; Ascomycota; Eurotiomycetes; Eurotiales; Aspergillaceae
Exons: 1
Coding region: 1-405 (134 amino acids)
Source: RefSeq, a predicted model, not a curated record